UCAAUUUCAUUUAGAGUCUAAAUGUGUUUGGGUCAGGAACGAGGUCCAGAUCAUGAUCGAAUUACAAUCUAAAAUGUGGCUCAGUUUAUUCUUCACAUUAACUUUAGUGGUGAUUGCGAAUUCCAUAGGUUUAUCGUUCCUUCCAAAAUUAUGGACGUACAUGGACAUACUAACAAUACAAAACAUAAAAAACGGCGCCCUUGAAACUGAUUUUAAAACAAAACGAUUCAAUCGAACAACAUUGGUUAUAUGUGGUACAUUUACGAUUAAUGAAGAUCUCUCCAACAUUGAUUUCAGUAUGAAGUUUUUCUUUAGUCCCCUGGGAAACAAUCAGUUCAUGUUGAUACCAUACAUGUGGCGAAGAGAACCGCUGUGCGAUUUUUUCAACAAAAGUUUUCAGAAAAAUAUUCAACCCGGUUUAGAAAAGGUUUCAGAUGUUCCGAAGGCUGUAAAAGGUCAACCAGUGUGUCCGCUGUACGUCAAAAAGACGUAUACUAUUGAAGAGUAUUAUUUGCCUGAAGAUAUGUUUCCGCACCAUUUCCAACCUGGAUCGUACAGAUGUGACAUACAUUUCUAUAAAGCUAAUGGGAAGGAAAUCCAAGAAACUAUGGUCGUCGUAGUAAAAUUGUAUUGAUAUUUUUACGUUUUGUGAAUUGAAUCAAUGUUUUAUCAAUAUAUUCUAAAGCAUAU
This is a messenger RNA of Bradysia coprophila, 690 nucleotides long. RefSeq lists its product as uncharacterized. NCBI's taxonomy places the organism in Eukaryota, Metazoa, Arthropoda, Insecta, Diptera, Sciaridae. The record is from RefSeq and is a predicted model, not a curated record.